Molecule: messenger RNA, 2671 nt
Organism: Thlaspi arvense
Lineage: Eukaryota; Viridiplantae; Streptophyta; Magnoliopsida; Brassicales; Brassicaceae
Source: the annotation of a GenBank genome assembly
CCCCCAUCGCAAAAGAAAAAAAGAGAGUAGAAAACAAAACUUUUAGGCUUAGCUUUAAAGGGCGCAAACACAGUCGCAGUUUCUCUCUGGUUCGCUCUCUGUGGCGGCUCCGUUUCUUCUUCCACGGGAUUCUCCGAUCGGUGAUUAUCCACGCAUAGGGCUUGAUCUUUCUAGGGUUUCGAUCUGAAACCUUGCGAUCUAGUAGAAAGAGAUUUAGAAACUUAGAAUAAUGUUUGCGCCUGCGACCCAACAGCAACAACAGCCGCAGCAGCAGAAGAAUCAAUCGGAGCAUGUUUCAUCUGCUGAAGAAGAGGCCUUGAAGUGGAACACCGAUUGCGUUUACUUUCUCGCGUCUCCUCUAACCUGCAAGAAGGGAGAAGAGUGUGAGUAUCGCCACAGUGAGUAUGCGCGUGUCAACCCAAGGGAUUGCUACUAUUGGUUGAGUGGAAAUUGCAUGAACCCCAAGUGUGGCUUUCGGCAUCCUCCUUUGGAGGGACUAUUGGGAAAUCAAGGAGGUGCUCCUGCUGGUUCUGUACAGCCACCACACGCAGCUGCUCAUCCCGGUCUUGCAAAACAGCCGGUUCCGUGUGUUUUCUUUCAAAAGGGCAUGUGUGUGAAAGGAGACAUGUGUUCGUUCAUGCACACGCCGAAUCCGUCUGGCUAUAAAAAGCAGCAUCCUGCAGAAGCUAAGCCUGCUCAUGCUGAUUCUCAGUGUGCCAAAAAGCCAAUUGAAAAUUACACCGGGGAGAAGAAAUUGCCUGAUGCUAAUCUCCAAAAGGCUGUUAAAGCCCAUGUGGACUUAUCGGCCGCACCAAGAGUCACGUCUGCUGGCAUAAGGGAUAGUAGAGGUGUAGAGGGAUAUAUUCCAAAACAUGUGGGAUAUGAGCCUGUUUCGCAGAAAAAGGCUGUGGGUGUUCCUUCUUUUACUGAAGGAGGAAACCAUUCUACUCAGUUUCUUCAGAAAUAUGGAUCUGAUGAUAAUAACAGCUUCCACAAUGGUAAAGACUCGGAUGACGUCUUGAGAGAGUCGUCUCCUGGGUUUGAUGUUCUUGUGGAUAACGAGGCUAGAGAUUCUGAGUAUUAUCAUGUUGAAGAUCGAUAUGGACGGAGAAGUCAGGAGGGACGGAACUCUGUGAAUGAGUAUGACCCUGAUUUCAGUGGAAUGGCUGAUGGUGAUAGAGAAGCAUUCCGCGAUCAGCGUUUUGAUUCGUAUGACCAGAGGGAAGACAGGCACGGAUGGGGCCACCGUCGAGUUUCGUCCGAGAGAGGAGGAGAUCGUGCGGAGAGAAGGGUUUAUGCGGAAGAUGAGAGAUCAGAGAACAUACUGGCGUCUGAUCUGAGAUAUCGCUUGGCUAAGCAGAGGAAAGUUAAUGGUAUGGGAUCAGUGGGAAGCCAUGACUAUGCUGCUGCUCACGACUCGUCAGUGGAAAGAGGAUACAGAGACUCUCGUAGGAAUACACCGAGGGAAAGCUCCAUUAGCAGCAGCCGUCUUCAUGGUAGAAUUAAGCUUCGUGAGAGGAGCAAUGGCGACGAAUCCCACUUUGAUAGGAGAUCGGAGAGAGGAAGAGACAGAAGCGAGUUAUCUCAAGGUAGACUCCGAGAUAGAAUUAAGGGUAGGUUAGAGGAAAACAAUAGUGGUAAUCAGGAAAGAGGUCUCCGAGCUCCAUGGGCGAGAAGAAGAGAAAUGGACGACGAAAGAAAAUCCAGCUUUUCAGCUCCUAGAGGCAUUGGAGAAACUAGAAGCAGCCAAAAAGAGGAAAGUAAAACAGAGACAUCUCUCGGGAAGAGAAAAAGCUUGGAGGAGGAUCAUCAUCAUCAUCCUCAUAAGCCAUCAGGGGAUUCAUUUGCAGCUCCGUUGCCUUUCAGUGAGAUUCUCAAGAGAAAAAGAGCGGCUGCAUCUGGUGGUAGCAGCAACAAUAACAAGGACCGGGCACCUCAAGAAACGAUAUCAAAAGAGGAAGCUGGAGAUGAGACCAAACUCGUCACAGAAGAGAAACCCAAGGAGGUUGUAUCUGAACCCAAUCCAACCCACGAAGCUGAAGUGGAAGAAGGAACGAUUAUGGAGGAAGGAGAAGAAGUGAUUGGGGAAGAGGAGGGGGAGCAAGUGUAUGAAGGAAUUGAAGAGGAGCAAGCUUAUGAAGGCGAUGAGCUAAACGGAGAGUACUAUUACGAAGAAGGAUACGAAGAAGAUGGAGAUUACGUUUAUGAAGAAGGCGCAGAAGGCGAAGAAGUUGUUUACGCGGUUGAGGAAGGAGAAGAAGAAGCAACCGUAGAAGGUGGAGCAGAGGGUGAAGAAGAUGACAUUGAGAAGAAGACUGUUGAGAUGUUGUCGUAAAAAAUGGAGAGAUUGAUAUGAUCUAUGGUGUGACACACGAAGCUUUUUGCUCCUUUUCUCUGCUAAAUGCAAACGGAGAGCAAAUAAUGCAAGUCGCUUUUAUCUUCUUUGGCUUGGCACUAAGUUUUAAGUCGCCAAUUUUUUCUACUUUGAUUUCUUAAAUUGUAACAGUAGAAGAAAGAAAAGAUACAACUCUACCUCAAAUUUCUGAUUUUUUUUGUUUUCCUAAUUUGUUUCGAUAUGUGUGACAUUUUCCUUAAAUUACAAGGUAAUCAUAGUAAGUAAAAAAAAGGUCUUCACAGUAAACAACCAUUUUCUUGAUUUCUUCAGUGUUUG